AUGGAAACUGAAUACCUGAAGAAGUGCUUUGGAAAUUGCCUGGCCCAGGCACUGGCAGAAGUGGCGAAGGUUCGGCCCAGUGACCCGAUAGAGUACCUGGCUUACUGGCUUUAUCAUUACCGGAGUAUAGCCAAGGCAAAAGAAGAGCACAGGCAAGAGAAGAUGCGGCUGAAGGAGGAACGUGACGGUGGCCUCAAGGAAGCGGAUGUGUUAGACAUGCUGAAGCAAAGGGAGGAUCAGACCCAGCAGGAGACUGAGCGAGGCCACACGGUACGGAGAGGAGGACUGCUUUCUGCAAAGAAGGCCAUAUUCACGCCGGAAGACGCGAGGCUGCUUGAGAAGGAGGCCUUAGAGCAGGAAGCCCUGCCCAGUACUUCCAGCGUGAGUCCGGGAAUGCCUCAGCAAGCGCCUCCUUCCGAGUCAGCUGGCCAGAGCGACCGGAACGUCGAAAUGCCCUAA
Lepus europaeus (European hare) is the source of this 459-nucleotide messenger RNA. RefSeq names its product DPY30 domain containing 2 (gene DYDC2). Gene Ontology annotation, cellular component: Set1C/COMPASS complex. The transcript is spliced from 3 exons. NCBI's taxonomy places the organism in Eukaryota, Metazoa, Chordata, Mammalia, Lagomorpha, Leporidae. The record is from RefSeq and is a predicted model, not a curated record. Bases 1 to 459 code for a protein of 152 amino acids.